UAUUUAAAUACUAAUUGAAAAGAGGAGAAGAGACCUGCCUUCAUGUUCUUCUCUCUCUCUCUCAAAUCUCUCUGCUCUGUUUUUUUCAAGAAAAAAGCACUUACAACGCAGAUUCUUCCUCUCUCCUUGUUGUCUUUUCUCUCUCUCUCUCUCUCUCUCUCUCCCUAUAGUUGUACCCGCGUAUAACAUUUCCACACUGUAAAGAAGACACAGACUUUUUCAGGGAAGAAGACAUCUUGUUCAAUCUAAUCUUUUCCUCUCCCGCGGCUUCCAGUUUUUUUCAAGAUGAACGACCUUUUGACGGAUUCGUUUGAGAUCCCUCGGGAUCAAGAAAAUAGAAAUCAAGAUAUUGAAAUGGGAGUGCAUAGAACAGUGGAGUCGGAAGAACCAAGCUUGGAGAAUUUCUUUAAACAGGUUCAAGAGAUUGAAAAACAAUAUGAAAAACUCAACACACUGCUGAGAAAGCUUCAGGAUGCUCAUGAAGAAUCAAAGGCUGUUACCAAAGCUGCUGCUAUGAAAGCAAUCAAGCAGCGCAUGAACAAGGAUGUUGAUGAAGUUGGAAAAAUUGCCCGUUCUAUUAAAUCAAAAAUUGAGGAGCUAGACAGAGAGAACUUGGCAAAUAGACAAAAACCUGGAUGUGGAAAAGGAUCAGGAGUAGACAGAUCAAGGACGGCGACAACAAUGGCUUUGAAGAAGAAGUUCAAAGACAGGAUGUCGGAAUUUCAGACUUUAAGAGAAAAUAUACAACAAGAGUAUCGUGAAGUCGUCGAGAGGCGUGUAUUCACAGUAACGGGGACCCGGGCUGAUGAAGAGACAAUUGAUAGAUUAAUAGAGACCGGGGAUAGUGAGCAGAUCUUUCAGAAAGCAAUCCACGAACAAGGCCGAGGCCAGGUAAUGGACACCCUAGCAGAAAUUCAAGAACGACAUGAUGCGGUCAGAGAUUUAGAGAGAAAGCUUCUUGAGUUGCAACAGAUAUUUAUGGACAUGGCUGUACUGGUGGAUGCUCAAGGGGACAUGAUUGAUAACAUAGAGUCACAGGUUUCAUCUGCUGUAGACCAUGUGCAGUCUGGAAACACAGCCCUUCAGAAGGCAAAGAGUUUGCAAAGGAGCUCUAGGAAAUGCAUGUGCAUUGCAAUCAUCAUACUUCUCAUCAUUGUCGCAAUCAUUGUCGUUGGUGUGCUUAGGCCAUGGCAGAACAAAAAUGGUGCUUAGCUCUCCAUCAGACAUGUAUUAUAUAAGUACAUUUUCCUCCAUGCGCUUUUUCUGUAGUUAUCUUUUACUUGCCAUUCACAACUCAGUGUGCACGAAUCGUUUCCAUGCAUUUCUACUUGCAGAUGUGUAUAUGUUUAAGUCCUACAAACAAAUUAUGGCCAUUGUUUGCUUUAAAUGGUCUUGAGUGAAAACUUUUUAAUGUAUAAA
Sesamum indicum (sesame) is the source of this 1419-nucleotide messenger RNA. RefSeq names its product syntaxin-132. The record is from RefSeq and is a predicted model, not a curated record. Gene Ontology annotation, cellular component: endomembrane system; SNARE complex; plasma membrane. Lineage: Eukaryota; Viridiplantae; Streptophyta; Magnoliopsida; Lamiales; Pedaliaceae. Gene Ontology annotation, molecular function: SNAP receptor activity; SNARE binding. Gene Ontology annotation, biological process: vesicle fusion; exocytosis; intracellular protein transport.